AUGUCCGUUUACGGCUCCGACGAUGAGUCACUCACUGAGUUCGAAAGGCUCGAGUCGACACUUCCUCCUCCGCUUCGUCGUAGUGCCUCGUCACUCUUGGAAAAAUUAGCCGUUUCCAGUUCGCAGUUGGACAUGCCGCUGGCCCGAACCCCAACCAAUAUCCAUCCGCUGAACAGUCUCUCUGGCCUCAACAACAAGGAAAAACAUCACCGUCUUCUUUCGCGUCUUUCGCAGUCAGAAAAUGGCCGGGAGGGCUCUCCAAUUCCUGUUCCUCGCCCUAAAUUCAAUGAAGAAAUUCACAAGCCUGCCAUGAACACCAAACAGUCAUCGACUGGUGUCUUGUGGGUCACCGAGAGGGCCAAUGAAUAUGGUUUCCAGGGUAACGGAGACGAUGAUUGGGCCAAUUUGGGUCAGGGUGCUCCCGAACAUGGUGACACAAUUCCUGGCUCCUUCAAGAGACCCACGUCUGUGCCUGUUACUGAUAUCAGUAAAGAGUACGCACCAACUGCGGGUAUCAAGGAAUUGCGUGAGGCUGUAGCCAAUUACUAUAAUGAGACAUACCGUCAGAAUUUCCCCUCGAAGUAUACAUACAAAAACGUGUGUGUGGUUCCUGGUGGACGUGCUGGUCUCACCCGUAUUGCCUCGAUCAUCAGUGACUGCUACUUGUCAUUUUUCUUGCCCGACUACACUGCUUACGCCGAGAUGCUCUCUUUGUUCAAGAACUUUUCUCCAAUCCCUGUCCCUCUUGAUGAAGCUGACAACUACGAUAUGCACUUGCAGACCAUUGCCUUGGAGUUGAAGCGUGGUGUGUCUGCGUUCCUUACAUCUAACCCUAGAAACCCCACUGGUAGAUGUAUGAGCAGAUCACAAUUGCAGACCCUCCACAAAAUGUGCAGAGAAAAAUGUUUGUUGAUCAUGGACGAAUUCUACUCCCACUAUUACUACGACGAAGGAUGUACCGGAUCUUCGAUCUCGUCUGCUGAGUUCAUCCAGGACGUCAACAAAGACCCAGUCCUCAUUUUGAAUGGAUUGACCAAAGCCUUCAGAUUGCCUGGCUGGCGUAUUUGCUGGAUCUUGGGUCCUGAAGACUACAUCAACGCGCUCAGUUCUGCUGGAUCAUUCUUAGAUGGAGGUUCUAACUCGCCAUUCCAAUAUGCUGCUGUUGAUUUCUUGAAGCCACUCGCUGUGCGUGCCGAAAUGAAGGCCCUUCAGCUUCAUUUCAAGAUGAAGAGAGACUACGUCAUCACACGUUUGAGCAACAUGGGAUUCAAAUUCAAUGAAAAGAACACACCAAAUUCCACCUUCUACCUCUGGCUCAAUCUUUCCCAUCUUCCUGGUAAGUUGAGCAACUGUCUUGGUUUUUUCCACGAGUGUCUCCAUGAGAAGGUGAUUGUUGUUCCGGGCUUUUUCUUUUUGAUCAACCCACAGAACUUGAGUCGUCUUGAGGACGUCAUUUGGUACAACUUUGUGCGUAUCAGUUAUGGACCCGAGCUCCCUCAAUUAGUGAAGGGAAUGGAUGGUAUCGAGCGGAUCUUGCGUCGCUUCGACGCUUUGUAA
Molecule: messenger RNA, 1557 nt
Organism: Australozyma saopauloensis
Lineage: Eukaryota; Fungi; Ascomycota; Pichiomycetes; Serinales; Metschnikowiaceae
Exons: 1
Coding region: 1-1557 (518 amino acids)
Biological process (GO): biosynthetic process
Molecular function (GO): pyridoxal phosphate binding
Source: RefSeq, a predicted model, not a curated record